AUGGCCAACAGCUGCAUCCUCCAGCUCGCUCUCCUGCUGUGCUUCUCCACCACCGUUAUCUCCAUCAACUACGACCUGCUUCAGUUCCACCAAAAAAGCAGCAACGUAGCCUGUCGGACGCUCCUGUUGCAGCUGAACAGUAGCUGCAUGAUCACCAAGGACUUCCAGGCCCCUAAGGAGAUUCAGCAGCCACAGCAGUUACAGAAGGAGAAAGCCGUGCUGAUCAUCCAAAGGAUGGCCCUGAAGAUCUUUGAUAUUUUCACAAGAAAUUUCUCUAGCACUGGCUGGAAUGAGACCAUUGUUGAGAACCUUCAGGAGAAACUCUUCUGGCAGAUGAACCGUCUGGAGACAGCCCUGAAGGAGGGGAACAUCACCUGGGAAGGUGAAGCGGUGCCUAAGUGGCGCCUAGAGGCCUAUUACUCGAGGAUAGUACAGUACCUGAAGGCCCAGUCAUACAGCAGAUGUGCCUGGACGGUAGUCCAAAGGGAAAUCCUCAGGAACAUUUCCUUCCUUAACAGGCUGACAGAUUGCCUCCAAAACUGA
Miniopterus natalensis is the source of this 543-nucleotide messenger RNA. RefSeq names its product interferon beta 1 (gene IFNB1). Lineage: Eukaryota; Metazoa; Chordata; Mammalia; Chiroptera; Miniopteridae. Gene Ontology annotation, cellular component: extracellular region. Gene Ontology annotation, biological process: defense response. The record is from RefSeq and is a predicted model, not a curated record. Gene Ontology annotation, molecular function: cytokine receptor binding.